Molecule: messenger RNA, 1559 nt
Organism: Rhincodon typus (whale shark)
Lineage: Eukaryota; Metazoa; Chordata; Chondrichthyes; Orectolobiformes; Rhincodontidae
Gene: enpp6
Product: ectonucleotide pyrophosphatase/phosphodiesterase 6
Exons: 6
Coding region: 5-1045 (346 amino acids)
Source: RefSeq, a predicted model, not a curated record
CACAAUGGCUAGGCACACAGCUCUCUGUACCGCCACUCUGAUUGCCUUUCUCUCGAUCCCAUGCCUUGCAAACCGAAAACUGCUGGUUUUCCUUAUAGAUGGUUUCCGCUAUGAUUACAUCAACGAAGCAGAACUGCAGAACUUGCCGGGUAUGAGGGAGAUCGUGCAAUUGGGCGUCAAAGCGGAUUACCUGACACCGGAGUUCCCCAGCCUUUCAUUUCCCAAUUAUUACUCCCUGAUGACCGUUCUCAUUAGGCAGGGGAAAGCAGACAUGGCCGCAGUGUACUAUGAACGCAAUGAUGUUGAAGGUCAUCAUUUUGGCCCUUGGUCAAAGCAGAGAAAGGAAGCCACCAAAGCUUUGGAUGAGACUUUAAGAAACAUGAACAUGAAAAUUAAGGAAGUGGGUCUCCAGAAUGAAUUGAAUGUUAUGCUGUUUUCGGACCAUGGAAUGACUGACAUUUUCUGGAUGGAGAAGGUCAUUGAACUUGAUAAAUAUAUAAAGAUGUCAGAUGUAUUGAACAUGAUGGAUCGAGGGCCUAUAGUCAGUUUGUGGCCUCAAGAAGGAAAACUGAAUGAGCUGUACAGCAACCUUAAAAAAGUUAAAGAGAUGAGCGUGUACAAGAAAGAUGAAAUUCCAGACAAAUAUCAUUAUAAAGGUGGGAAAUUUGUCGCACCACUUACUCUGCUGGCUCAGAAAGGCUGGUUUAUUGCUGAGAAUAUACAAAAGUUGCCUUAUUGGGCCAAUGGAACAGAUGGCAAGAAGGGUUGGCAGCACGGAUGGCAUGGCUACGACAAUGAAUUGAUGGAUAUGAAAGGAUUCUUUCUGGCCUAUGGACCAGAUUUCAGGUCAAAUUACAAGGCACCUCCAAUGAGAGUAGUUGAUGUAUACAACAUCAUGUGUCAUGUUGCUGGAAUAAACCCAUUGCCAAACAAUGGUACUUGGUCCCAAGUGAAAUUGAUGCUGAAUAACGGUGUGAAUUUGUCUUGCACUGCAAAAGCUAGUGUAACUGUGUUGACAGUAUUGCUGGCCUGGGUCUUUUUCUGAUCAGGUCCCAUUCCAUUUUUUAAAAAAAAUUUGAAUUGAACUGUGUGAUUUUUUACCAAGAUUAUUCGAAUUAAUUGCCUUUGGAGAUACAAAUAACAUUUAAUCGUACUGUCAAAACAUUGGAUCCUGGUAGGCUUCCUACUGAAUGCUGUAAAGUGAUUCUUUAUGAGUUUAAUGUCAAUGUUAUUGUCUACAAUACACAAUGAGUUGAGCACCUCCCAAGUAUACUCAGAAAUAACAAUUCUGCUGCUACUCUGUCUCUAACACUUCGUACAUCCCAUCCUCGCUUUGGCAGGAGUACAUUUAGCCAUCUUGGCCCCAUGAUGUGAAGCUUCUUCAUAAAUGCUAAUGCCUCACUCCCUCCCUAUCCACUGAAAUACUCAUUAAUUAACAGCUCUUUUAAGAAGCUCUUGCUCAGACUUACUGAUUUCUUCUUCUUUGACUUGAUGUUCAUCUUUGUCUGAUGAAGCUCCUGUGAUGUUUUUCUAUAAAAAUGAAAGUUGUUGAUCUGAUA